Messenger RNA from Symbiodinium sp. CCMP2592, 768 nucleotides. The record is from the annotation of a GenBank genome assembly. NCBI's taxonomy places the organism in Eukaryota, Dinophyceae, Suessiales, Symbiodiniaceae.
AUGAGGGCCGUGAUCUUCCUUGGCUUGGUGGCCGCUUCUGCGAGAUUCGCGUACCACGACAACGAACUUCGGUUUUGGGCCCAUGGUCAAAAGCCAGAACACGCUCUGAAUGGUUUGGCGUUCAUCGUCCGUGCCUUCAAGAUUUCGAAAGGCCAGGAUCCAGAGGGGAACAUUGAUGUGAACCAAACGCGUUCGUUUGACGGCAACGAUGGCACUUUUCACUUCAGGAUCGGGCGCCAAAGGACCAACAAAGUCGCCAUAUGGUACUCUAACCAAAUGCUCUGGGCUGCAACAAACGAUUGUGGCGAAUUGCCACAUGAGCUCAACUUCGCAUUCAAAGGCGAGCUGCUGGUGCGAGUGAAAAAAGGCACUCCGACCUCCCGGACCUACCUGAUCAAGGAUGUGCUGAUCGCGCAAGGAGGCAAUCGUUGGAAUCUCAACAUGUGGUAUUUUGGAGGCAGAAACUGUGUGUUUUUGUUCGAGACGCACGUUGAUUGCAGAAGUGAAGAAGAUGCUGAUGGCAAAGUGGCCAAGGUCAGAUUCUACCACAUAUUGAAUCAGCACGAAAUUAGGAUCAUAAAUAUUGAGAUUCUGGACACGAAGCAGAGAAGUGGCAACAAAACCUUUCUUGUCGCAUUGCCGGCCACCAUGAAAACAAGCCUUGCAGUGCGCGGCGAUGGUGUGCCAAGCGGCAGCAUGACUCUGCCGGUGGAGCGUGCUGCUGCAGUGACACAGGGCAACCAAACCGCACAGACAUUUUUUCCAUAG